Penicillium antarcticum is the source of this 3378-nucleotide messenger RNA. RefSeq names its product leucine--tRNA ligase CDC60. The transcript has 4 exons. The record is from RefSeq and is a predicted model, not a curated record. Gene Ontology annotation, molecular function: aminoacyl-tRNA deacylase activity; leucine-tRNA ligase activity; ATP binding. Lineage: Eukaryota; Fungi; Ascomycota; Eurotiomycetes; Eurotiales; Aspergillaceae. The coding region runs from base 1 to 3378 and encodes 1125 amino acids. Gene Ontology annotation, biological process: leucyl-tRNA aminoacylation.
AUGGCCGCUGCCGCUGCUUCCGCAGCUGCGCUCGAUCCGAGUAACAGCACAAAAAACACCCUCAAACUCGAAAACACUGAGAAACGUGACACCUUGAUCGCCAUCGAAAAGAAGUACCAGGCCCAAUGGAAGGAGAACAAGGUCUUCGAGGUCGAUGCGCCCUCGUUCGAGGAAGCCCCCCAGGGCUCCAUGACCCCCGCCGAGCUCCGUGAGAAGUACCCCAAGUUCUUCGGUACUAUGGCCUACCCCUACAUGAACGGUACCUUGCACGCCGGUCACAGUUUCACUGCCAGUAAGGUGGAAUUUAUGGCUGGUUUCGCCCGCAUGGAGGGCAAGCGUGCUCUGUUCCCUCUGGGUUUCCACUGCACUGGUAUGCCCAUCAAGGCCUGUGCCGAUAAGCUCGCCAACGAGGUUAAGAUGUUCGGCCAGAACUUUGAAGGAUACGACGAGGAGGCCGAGAGUGCUGAGGCUGAAGGCGCCCCGGCCCCCACACAAGAGGUCAAGGCCGAGGCUGAGAAGUUCUCUGGCAAGAAGAGCAAGGCCGCCGCUAAGACCGUCAAGAUGAAGUACCAAUUCCAGAUCAUGCUGGCUAUUGGUGUUCCCAUUGACCAGAUCCACAAAUUCUCUGAUACUGCCCAUUGGUUGGACCACUUCCCCCCUCUCGCCAUCCGUGACCUUGAUAGCAUGGGUGCCCGCGUCGACUGGCGCCGUCAGUUCGUCACUACUGAUGCCAACCCUUACUAUGAUGCUUUCGUCCGCUGGCAGAUGAACCGCCUGCACGAGCUCGGCAAAAUUAUGUAUGGCAACCGUUACACCAUCUACUCCCCCAAGGACGGCCAGCCUUGCAUGGAUCACGACCGCACCGAAGGUGAGGGCAUUGGCCCCCAGGAAUACACCGCCAUGAAGCUCCAGGUCAAGGAAUGGUCUCCAAAGAUGGCUGAGCUCGUGAAGGGUAAGAUCGAGGACGACGCCAAGGUCUACUUCGUUCCCGCUACUCUGCGUCCCGAGACCAUGUACGGCCAGAACAGCUGCUUCCUCGGCCCCAAGAUCAACUACGGUCUGUUCAAGCUCAAGGAGAAGGAGUAUGUUAUUGUGACCAAGCGUGCUGCCUGGAACAUGGCCUUCCAGGGCCACUUCUUCGGCGACAAGUUCCCCAAGAGCCAGGAUGAGCUCCCCCAGGUUCUUGAAGCACCUGGUUCCGCUUACAUUGGAACUCUUGUCAAUGCUCCCCUGUCAUUCCAUACCGAGGGUAUCCGCAUCCUGCCCAUGGAUAGUGUCUCUGCUUCCAAGGGUACUGGUGUUGUCACCUCUGUGCCUUCCGACAGCCCCGAUGACUACGCCACCCUGAUGGAUCUGGCUAAGAAAGCCGACUACUACGGUAUCAAGAAGGAGUGGGCAGAGUUGGAAAUUUACCCUCUUAUCGAUACUCCCACCUACGGCAAUUUGACUGCCCCUGCCCUAGUAAAGGAACUCAAGAUCAACUCCCCUAAAGACACCGUUCCCCUUGCCAAGGCCAAGGAAUUGGCCUACUCGGAAGCCUUCUACAAGGGUACCAUGCUGGUUGGUGAGUACAAGGGGGAGCCCGUUAGCGCUGCCAAGGAGAAGGUCCGCAAGGCUCUCUACGAGAGUGGCGAUGCUUUCCCCUUCGCUGAUCCCAUGGGCAAGGUCGUUAGCCGCAGUGGUGACGACUGUGUUGUUGCCUACCUUGGCCAGUGGUUCCUGAACUACGGUGAGAACGACGCUGAGUGGCAGCAGGAGACUCUUAACCACGUUGUCAACAACCUUAACACCUACUCCAACGAGUGUAAGCACGGAUUCGAGAAGAACCUGUCUUGGCUCAACCGCUGGGCCUGCGCUCGUACCUACGGUCUUGGAUCCAAGCUGCCAUGGGACAAGCAGUUCCUUGUAGAGAGUCUGAGUGACAGUACCGUCUACAUGGCUUACUACACCAUUGCUCACCUGCUUCACGGUGACCGCUUUGGAAAGACCACCGGGUCCUUGAACAUCACAGCCGAUCAGAUGACUGACGAGGUCUGGGACUACGUCUUUACGAGACGCGAGAUCAGCGACGAGCUUGUUUCAAAAACCGGAAUUAACAAGGACGCUCUGCUGAAGAUGCGCCGUGAAUUUGAAUACUGGUACCCUCUGGAUGUCCGUGUCUCCGGAAAGGAUCUGAUCCAGAACCACUUGACCUUCUUCCUGUAUAUCCAUAUUGCUCUCUUCCCCAAGGAGUACUGGCCCCGAGGUGUCCGUGCCAACGGUCAUCUGCUCCUUAACGGUGAGAAGAUGAGUAAGAGCACUGGAAAUUUCCUUACUCUAAAGGAUGCUGUUGACAAGUUCGGUGCUGAUGCUACCCGUAUUGCAUUUGCCGAUGCUGGUGACAGCAUUGAGGACGCCAACUUCGAGGAGACUGUUGCCAACAGCAACAUUCUUCGUCUCCACACCCUGAAGGACUGGGUUGAGGAGAUUGCCAAGGACGAGACUCUCCGUACCGGCCCUGCCGAUGCUUUUGCUGACAAGCUCUUCAUCAACGAGAUUAACAACCUCGUUCGCGAGACCCAGAAGCAUUAUCAGGACACCGACUUUAAGCUUGCCCUGAAGUCCGGCCUGUACGACUUCACUAGCGCCCGUGAUAGCUACCGUGAAGCUUCCAACGCCGCUGGUGUCGCUAUGCACAAGGACACCAUCCUGCGCUACAUUGAGCUGCAGACCCUCAUGCUGGCCCCUAUCACUCCUCACUGGUCUGAGCAUGUCUGGCUCGAGGUUCUCAAGAAGCCCGAGUCCGUCCACUUCGCUCAGUUCCCUACUGUGCCAGAGCCCUCCCCCGAGCUCACCGCCGCUCAGAACUACGUCCGCAGCACUGCGUCCAACAUCCUGUCCUCGGAGGCCAACUUCGCCAAGAAGCUCUCCAAGGGCAAGGCUGCUGGCUUCGACCCCCGCAAGCCCAAGAAGCUCACCAUCUACGCUGCCAAGAAGUACCCUGCCUGGCAGGAGAAGUACAUCGACCUUGUGCGUGAUGCCUUUGACUCUCUGAACAUCUCCAUCAAUGACAAGGAGCUCAACGCCAAGGUUGGCAAGCUCGGUGAGAUGAAGAAGGCCAUGCCCUUCAUUCAGACCCUGAAGCGCCGUUUGAUUCAGACCCGCGAGGCUCCCGACACUGUAUUCGAUCGCAAGCUUCCCUUCGACGAGUUGUCCGUUCUGUCUGAGAUGACUGGUGGUCUCAUCCGUACUGCUGGCUUCAAGGCGAUUGAGGUUAUUGCUGUCAACGAGGGCGGUAAGACUGGAGAGGUUGUUGGCUCUGGCGAGACCCGCGAGGGUCUGAAUGCUGAGAACGCCGUCCCUGGUCAGCCUACAUUCCAGUUCACCAAUGUCGAGUAG